Raphanus sativus (radish) is the source of this 1131-nucleotide messenger RNA. Its product is annotated as 60S ribosomal protein L31-3. The record is from RefSeq and is a predicted model, not a curated record. The transcript has 3 exons. NCBI's taxonomy places the organism in Eukaryota, Viridiplantae, Streptophyta, Magnoliopsida, Brassicales, Brassicaceae. Gene Ontology annotation, cellular component: ribosome; cytosolic large ribosomal subunit. Gene Ontology annotation, molecular function: structural constituent of ribosome. The coding region runs from base 675 to 1034 and encodes 119 amino acids. Gene Ontology annotation, biological process: cytoplasmic translation.
AUCUUCAGUAGUCUUCUCUCACUUUCCAUUCUCCGCCACCACACAAACAUAUUCUUUCUUUCUUCUUCUUCGUAAUUUCGUAUUUCAUACUCUCUAUUUAUACAAACAUUUCAUUCGACCUUUCUCUAUUCAUUGCCUCCUCCCAAUACUUUCUCCAAAAUAUUAUCUUUUUUUUCUUCUCAUUCCAAAAAAAAAAUCCUUCUUCUGGGUUCCUAAAUUUGAUUCACAUUCAUCUCGCCGUCUUUUUUUCUUACCCUCAUUGAUUUGAUUUAUCUAUUGAGUUUGUAGUUGAGGAAGUUUCCAAUGGCUCUUGCCUAUGAUCCUCUCUUCAUUACAUCCGACAAAUCCCCCAUUGAUAUCACCUCUCGCACCCAAAGCGAGAAUCACACCACUAGACCAAAUGCCCUGUUUAAUCGAUUUGUUGUUUAUUGUGUUGUGCUAUUUAUUUAGUCACCUAGACUCCUAGCUAUCGUUAUUGUGGAUAAGUUUAGUUCAGAAAUUGUUAAUUGGGCUAUAAAAGUGAGAGAUUAAAAAGCGAAUUAAAUCGACUAGGGUAAGAGUCAUUCUACCUGCUGAUCGCCGCAUAUAAGCCAACUACUCCUCCGUCCCCAACCGUCUCUCUCUCUCUCGGCGUUCUUGGAGAAGCGAAGGAACAGAGAAAAAGACAUUUAGAAAUGUCGGAGAAGAAGGGAAGGAAAGAGGAGGUGGUGACUAGAGAGUACACCAUUAACCUUCACCGACGCCUUCAUAGCUGUACCUUCAAGAAGAAGGCACCAAAGGCAAUCAAGGUGAUAAGGAAGUUUGCAGAGAAGGCAAUGGGGACAAAGGAUGUGAGAGUGGAUUUGAAGCUGAACAAGCAGAUUUGGAGCAGAGGUAUCAGAGGUCCUCCUAGAAGGAUCAGAGUCCGAGUUGCUCGUAAGAGAAACGAUGACGAAGAUGCAAAGGAAGAGUUCUUCUCCCUUGUCACUGUCGCUGAAAUCCCCGCCGAAGGUCUCUCCGGUCUUGGCACUAAAGUCAUCGAUGAAGAGGAUUGAACAAUCAUUUUUGUAACCACUUUUUAUCAGAUUAUUUCAAGUUUUGUUUACCUUUUCAACUUUGCACUGACGCAGUUAUUGUGAGAACAUUUAUCUU